AUGACCCGUACACGCGUCCUGAGCGAGAAGGAUGUCGUAGUUAAGUUAAUCACUACUAUAACAAAACCCGCUUUAGUCGCGCUCAUUUAUGAUAACAAUCGAGUAUCGGCGAUAUCCGACUUUCGUUCUCGUCAGCGAAAGUUUGAUGCGUAUCCGGCACAGUGCAUAUCAGCUGGAGAAGAUGGACCAUAUUCACUUGCUGGCAACUUAUGUUGUGACUCUAGCAUUCCUCGAAUCAUAGAUAAACAACUCACUGCCACUGAUGGAAUUGGAGCAAUCAGCCGUACCAUCCAAGACCGUAUACAAUCCCGCUUCAACCGAACCUUUGAAGUUGUGAUUUCUGCAUCGGAUUUCGUGAUUAACACCUACUACGCUGGUCCCCAGCAAUGCAAAUUUGAGACGGACUUGUAUUUUGUAGCAUUGUACGAGACGCCAGUUCAGUACGACUUGUUCGACGCCAACACUGAAACGUUUCUGGCAAGUUUCAAUAGUCGAGAUCCUCUAGGUUGGAAGCAGGCGCCGCUUGCGCAGUUGGACGAAGAUCAUCUUGAAGCCACUGCACUCGCACCACCUACGAAUACUGCCAGACCCACCCGCUCGAGCCAUUUUAACUCAACUUUAACCUAUUCUCCUGCGUUCAGACUGCCAGAAGCAGCCUUCCCCGGCUGCUGGCGGGAGAGCUUUUUGCCUGACCCUAAUGUUCCGUACUUAUUCUCCAGCGAGGAAUGCUGCGAUGCUCAUUUGGACGGCUUGAUGAGAGAAGUAGCGCUGCGUUUUGAAAAUGCUCCUCAUCUGGGAGACACUGCCAAGAUUAUCCAAAGGCGACUACAACUGGUAUACAAAAAAUCAUUCGAAGUUAUUAUGAGCAAAGCAAAUUUCGCAAUCUCAAGCUAUUAUCAAGGACACAGCAGUUGCAAAGUCCAUGAAGGAGGAUAUUAUUACCUGGCUUAUCAAACACCCGUUCAGUAUGAUAUCUUCGAUCAUGUGCGAGAGAAUUAUCUGGCGAGCAUUGAUGCCGAAGAGCCCCUAGGAGCUAUAAAACCUGCAAACACAAGGGGAGAACUUCCAGACGUAAGAAUGGAGCCGUCUGCAGGAGACGAUCUCUCUAUCCAACCAGAUGUGCACGAAGCACGAGCAUUACUUUACGAAUCAGCCGGUGCGGAUGAAAAGACUGCAAAUCGAGUGCUAAAUGCACUGGAGCUAAACGACAACGCCUUCGAAGAAGAAGACGAUUUCGCAACGGCUACCAGCAUUGGUGGCUUCCAUGUCGGAGGCAAUAGAAGUUUCGGAGAUGUUAUGUCGUGGGAUAAGAGGAGACUACCUUUCGGAACUCAUUGCAACAAAAAGGACCGCACAGGAGACAAAUGCUGCAGUGGCGCGCUUUUCGAAACGAUGUCAGAUGCCUUCUAUGAGCUGAGCAGUUCACCUAAAUUCGCAACCACAAGUGCUGGGAACAUCGCUAGUCUCAUUCAAAAAAGGGCUCAACUUCGCUUCAAACAAUCGUUCGAGGUGAUUGUGUCUACCAGCAACUUUUCAAUCGCUUCCUAUGGCUUUGGCGAUCAAACUUGCAAGUACAAAGAGAGAGGCUUCACAGUAAUCGCUUAUGCAACUCCCAUACAGUACGACAUUAGCGACAAGGAAGCUGAAGAGUACUAUGCCUCAGUAUCGUCGCAGGACGAACUUGGCGCAACGCAGCCGUCACUUCCUGGCCAGCGACCAUUCCAUACCCUUCUUCGCACCUAUGAUAGAGGUGAUCGUGAAGGUUUUCCGGUUGGAUCACACUGUGGCGCAGAACGAGCAGGCUCAAGAUGCUGUAGCCUCGAUCUUUUCACCAGCAUGCAGAGAUCGUACAAUGAACUGAUCAGAAGAGAUGAUUUUGAUCCAUAUGACCUGAGAAGAAUCGCACGGGCUCUUCAAUACAAUGCCGAGGGGGAUUUAGGCCACAGCGUCGAAGUUAUCGUUUCUACGGAUGAUUUUGCCAUUUCGAGUGCCUAUUCAGGCGAUAAUACUUGCAAAUAUAGAGUGGAUCGUUACUACCUGAUGACUUACGCAUCUCCAAAGCAGUAUCCGCUUUAUACGGAUAUUCAUGAAGACUCCGGGCCAGCUGUUUUUUUGGAUUGUCCGCAAACACUGGAAGAAUUGGACGGCGAAGUCUGUUGCGAUGGAACUCUGCAGUACGAAAUAACACAUGCUAUAGCUGAAGCUAAACAGAAUCGCUCAAGAGCAAACCCGCGGGCAAUGACCGCGGCUGUUUCCGGAAGAGUCCAGAAACGAUUUGGCACGACUUUCGAAACCGUCGUUUCAAAGUCGGACUUCACUUGGCGAACUCAUCGCUAUAGUCGGCACACAUGCAAAAUCGACUCUCAAGGUUAUCAUGCGUUGGCAUAUGAGACCAACAAAGCGAGAUACGUAGAACCAGAAGGCGAUGGAGGCGAGCAAGCUUUUGAAAAGGAAUCUCAGCCGUCGUUACGCAAGGGCAAGGGCAGGGCAAAAGCUUACCAAGCCAAUAUACUUGGUGCUAAUCUUCCUGUACUGGUAACACAACAAUAUGCAGUUGAUGUUGUUGAACAAAAUUACGAAGUUACCUAUCCCGUUCUGCAAUACGACUACUGCUUUUCAACGGAUACUUGGGUGACCACACCUGAAGGGAAAAAGCGCAUGGAUGAAUUGCAAGUUGGCGAUUAUGUUCUGACAGCAAAUUUAACAGCAGCAUAUUUUUCUCCGGUCACGCUUUGGAUGCAUCGCGAACCAGAUGUUACGACAAACUUCGUGACUAUCAUGACUGAGUAUGGGAAAAUGCUUGCCUUGACUCCGGGUCAUCUCAUUUUCAGGACUGAAUGCGAAGAAUUUUACGAUGACAGCGUCAACGAACUUCCAGCGAACCGUGAAGCAGUCUAUGCUGAACAGUUAAGAGUGGGCGACUGCGUUUACCUUCUCUACAAGGACGGUUUCCGAAAACAAAAACUUCAAGAUAUUUCUAUAACGCAGCGACGCGGAGUUUAUUCCCCGCUGACAUUGAACGGGAGAAUAAUCGUCAACGAUAUGUUAGCUUCAUGUUAUAGCGAUGUGAAUCACCCUUUGCUGCAAACUUCUUAUUUCAUGUUGUUGGAUGAUAUUCGGAAAGAAAUUUCUGCACUGUUUGGCUCUUGGUCGGACUCAUGGCUCAAUCAAAUGAUCGAUCGUCCGUUCGGUUCUCAGAUCUCCAAAGAAAUGUUCAAGCUCAUCAUGCCGUAUGCCUCAUUAUGA
Molecule: messenger RNA, 3246 nt
Organism: Cylicocyclus nassatus
Lineage: Eukaryota; Metazoa; Nematoda; Chromadorea; Rhabditida; Strongylidae
Source: the annotation of a GenBank genome assembly